Messenger RNA from Sungouiella intermedia, 564 nucleotides. The record is from the annotation of a GenBank genome assembly. NCBI's taxonomy places the organism in Eukaryota, Fungi, Ascomycota, Pichiomycetes, Serinales, Metschnikowiaceae.
AUGAGUAGAGCCUUGACUGUUGCCUCCGUUGCCGCUGCCGGAGUGCUUGCGUACGCCGUGUACUUCGACUACAACCGCAGAAACUCCCCAGAAUUCAGAAAACAAUUGAAGAAGAGAAAGGCCCACCAACAGAAAGAGGCCGCUAAGGUCCAAGAGGAAACCAGAAAAAACAAGAUGCUUGAGGUCAAGAAGGCUCUUGCUGAGGAUUUGGCCGCCAAUCCAAUUCCAACUGACUUGGCCAAGAAGGAGGAGUUCUUCAUGGAGCAGGUUGCUACUGGUGAGCAGUUGGCCAACAACCCAGACACCCGUAUCGAUGCUGCUUUGCGUUUCUACAAGGCCUUGGCUGUGUACCCUAACCCUACUGACAUCAUGGGUAUCUACCAAAAGACUGUUCCUGAGGAGGUUUACGAGUUGUUGGUUAUGAUGAUUGCUUUCCAGCCUCCAGCCACCAUCACCAACAUUAUUGGAGGACCUGGUGGCGUGAGUGGCGCUGCCAGUGCUGCUGGUGCCGCUGCAGCUGCUAUGGCCGAGGAGUCCAAGCCAGCUGAGGUCGACUUGGAUUAA